CAAGAUGGCGGCAGGAUUGAAAAGUUGUUGCCGCUGCCGCUGCCGCUGAGUCCGGGCGGGGGCCGGCGGGAGCGCGCGCGGGGCUGGCGGGGCGCGGGCUGGCCAUGGCAGCCCGGUGAGGGAGCGCGCGGCCGCGGGGAUGCCCCCGGGGGGCCGGGGCCGCAGGAGGCAGCAGGAGCCCGGGGCAGCCGCCGCCCCUCACCCGCCGCCUGAGACAUGGAGGAGGAGGGCAAGAAGGGCAAGAAGCCUGGAAUAGUGUCCCCUUUCAAACGCGUCUUCCUGAAAGGCGAAAAAGGUCGGGAUAAAAAGGCCCAGGAAAAGGUUACGGAAAGACGACCUCUUCAUACAGUAUUGCUGACCUUGCCUGAUCGAGUUGAACCAGACAUAUUGCUGAAUGACUACAUUGAAAAGGAAGUCAAGUAUUUAGGCCAACUAACAUCCAUCCCAGGGUACCUGAAUCCCUCCAGUCGUACUGAAAUAUUACAUUUAAUAGACAAUGCAAAGAGGGCACAUCAGCUCCCAGGGCAGCUGACCCAGGAACAUGAUGCUGUGAUUAGUCUGUCUGCCUACAACGUCAAGCUGGUGUGGCGGGAUGGAGAGGAUAUCAUACUCAGGGUCCCCAUCCAUGACAUCGCAUCUGUGUCAUACAUCCGCGAUGACUCCUCACACCUGGUAGUGCUGAAAACAGCUCAGGACCCUGGGAUUUCCCCAAGCCAGAGUCUUUGUGCAGAAAGCUCCAAAGCACUUACUUCAGGAUCGUUGUCUGAGAGUGGAGUGGUACCUGUCGAAGCUUGUUGUUUGGUGGUCCUGGCUACAGAGAACAAAGUAACUGCAGAGGAACUCUGCUCACUUCUCAGCCAAGUCUUCCAGAUCGUUUACACUGAGUCCACGAUAGACUUCUUAGAUAGAGCAAUAUUUGAUGGGGCCUCCACACCAACGCGCCAUAUGUCCCUGCACAGUGAUGACUCUUCAACAAAAGUGGACAUUAAAGAAUCUUACGAAACAGAAGCAAGCACUUUCUCCUUUCCGGAAUCCUCGGAUACAGGCGGCAACUCGCCUUCUUCCUUCUCGACGCCUCAGUCUCCGCACGUUAAGACGGUCAGCGAAAGCGAGCUGAGCACCACGGCAACGGAGCUGCUCCAGGACUACAUGAUGACGCUAAGAACCAAACUCUCUUCUCAAGAGAUCCAGCAGUUUGCAAUGCUCCUGCACGAAUAUCGCAAUGGGGCUUCAAUACACGAAUUCUGCAUCAACCUGAGACAGCUUUAUGGGGACAGUAGGAAAUUCCUGUUACUAGGCCUUAGACCGUUCAUUCCUGAAAAGGACAGCCAACACUUUGAGAACUUCCUAGAAACCAUCGGGGUGAAGGAUGGCCGGGGAAUUAUCACAGACAGUUUCGGGAGGUACAGACGGACUCUGAGCACUACCUCCAAUUCAACGACCAAUGGGAAUGGAGCUGCGGGGAGCUCGGAUGACCAGUCUGCCCCUUCCGAGGGAGACGAGUGGGACCGAAUGAUCUCUGACAUAAGCAAUGACAUUGAAGCUCUUGGCUGCAGCAUGGACCAGGAUUCAUCAUGAGACACAGCUGCGGGAGGGAGGAUGAGAAGACAGCUCCUUUCAAAGGGGCUUUAUUGUUCUCUUUCACCCCCAUGUAGCAAUUGCAGCAACGCUUGCUGCUGUCUUCCUGACCUUCCAGUCUCAAAGAGGCUCCAAGGAUGAAUUGGGAUGUGAUUGUUUUUCCCGCCUUGUCAAUGGCUUCACUGGUGCCCAUUUUGUGAUGGUGGCUGGUGCCCUCUUACUGUGAAGGCAUGUGUGUGUCUUCGUGCAGGUGAGCGUGCUGUGUGAGAGGAAACCCGGGUUGGGUGAUGGAACCGGAGUCCCUUCCUCUGACUUCUUAGAACUUUCUUUGGUUUUGUGUUUUCUUUGCUGGCGUCGCUCUGGAGUGAUGCAACGAAGCUGAGGCAAGAAACUUGCAUUGAGCAGUAACAGCUCACUGGGACCCGAUGGCGGGUUUACAGUUUUGCACAUGAUAUUCCUAUUGUAACUCAGACUCUUUUUUUAAAAUGAAGUUUACCACAAUGUGAAUAAUUUAAACCUAUUGUUGGUGUUGUCGAAACAUUUCUAAUCCGAACCUGAAGGCUGUCUGCUGCGAUACUGACGUGAUUGUUUUGUAGCGAAGGCCAACGUGGGCUGCUCUUCAUUGGUCACAGAGGGAACUCUGCAGAUGUGACCUCUGGGCUGUCCCCUUGCAGGAGGGGAGUCGGUAACCUUGGCCUUUCGCCUCUAGCACUCUGGUUCAAAUUCAGCCCAUAGUGCAGAGUAGGGCACGAGUGUUGGUGCAUUUAGCGCUGUCCUAGUGGACAGUCUAGGUCUAAAACCAAUCCUGCCAUUCAGCAUGGCUGGCAGUCUUUGCUCAGGAAAAACCUAGGACCUGAGGGAAAUAGGAGAUGGAACCACAUUUUUACCUCUAGCAAAGUUAUUGAUUGGGCUAGUGUGUGUGUGCGUGUGCAUGUGUGUGGUGAGAGCUCCUGUUGUGGCUCUUUGUGCUCUCUGGCCUGGGGCUACGUGGAUUCACGUUUCCAGUGCUGCUAGCCCCUUAACCUUCACAAGCACAACUGUUCACUCAGUAAAAGCCGAUCUCAAUCCCAGUCCAGCACAAGUAGACGUGACAGGUUUCCUGCUGCUCCCCAGAGGAGGGCCCCAUGGUGCAUAUAUACCUCCCCAACACCCGUAGCAUCCGUCCUCGCAAGGUGCUUGGGCACCUCCUGCAGGACUGACGCUGUUAGGGAGUUCAGGGCUCUGAGCAUCUAGCAGGAUUGACUCCAACAGAUGGCGGUGAAUUCAGACAUGAAGUGACAAUAAAUUUAUUCUAUUGCUUAGAAUUUCCCCUUUAAGGUUACAAUAACCAGGAAAUUCUCAGCCAGGUUGAGUUCAACAUCAGUAGCUAUUUGCAUGGGGAGUGGAUUUUGGUCACCCUUGAAGGGUGAGAUGGUAACAAGUUAAACUGAUAAAGUAAACUUUCUAUGAAAUUAGUGGGAUGGAUGUAUAGAUAUCUAAUGUACAGGUUGUAUAUAUUAUACAGGCAAUUAUAAAUACACGUAUUUUUUGUAUCUGAAUUCCAUGCCAUAAUAUCUAUAGUGGCCGCUAUAACUGACCUACAAAGGAACAUUUGGUUGAUAUUUCAGCCCUUUCAGUAGCAAAACCCUAUUUGUCCAUGGACUCCAGAGGCUUCUUUCUUCACUUCUUUUUUUUUUUUGAUAUAACUGAAAGUAAAUUAAAAUCCCGUACUGGUGGCUGGGCAUGUCAAGAAUAGGACAUCAAACAGAGCUGGCAUUCUGUUCCCAUGCAUACUUCCACUGAAACAAGAGAUAUCCAAAGUCUAUUUUUCUGUGCUCAAUACAGGACCCUGUGGCACAGUCAUAAACUGACCUGGCUGAGGGAUCUCCUCCUCUUCAAGACAUCAGUUAACUUCACCUGGUUGCAGCAUGCAGUUCUCCUUCCCUACAGUGCUGUUGGCCUGAAACUUCACUGGAAUUCUUUACAUUUUCAGUAACGUCCACUGCCUGAUAUAAGGAAAAAUGCUCAUAGAUUAUGAUCUAAAAAUAAAAAUGAACCAUCUUCUUAGUCAUUCCUUUUUCCUCAGUGUUGGUGAAAUUAAAAGAUAGGACCCUAGGAUGACAAUUUUAAAACCAAAUCCCAAAGGCAAAGCCAUCCACGGUUGGAUGGUUCAAAUUUCAUUUUUUCCGAGCUAGAAUGGUACUGUCCAGUGAAACCAGACGUAAGUGACUAGUAAGGAAUUGACACACAGCAGUGGCUGACGGGGACUUUUGAUAAGAACCGAACUGUGCUUGGAGAAUUUGAGGAUGCUUUGGCGUGGUCUCUGAAGACAGGAAGCUGCUCAAGGAUGGGAUCUGGUAGGGAUUCGUUACAUACCUAAUGUUUGCUUGUGCUUUUAAAAAACCCGUUUGGCAGAGCAUAAACCAUGAAUGCUUUUGGUGAGUUUCUUGCUGCUGAAGUUCCCCAAAUGUCUCUCUCCACCAUGGAAAGAGACAGGCACCACAGAGGUUAUUUUUGCUUUCUAAUCAUGUGAUAAACACAUGCAGCUCUUCCUGCAAAACAAGCCUUUGGCUCUAAAAGGUCAUGGCCCUAGAAACUAGAUGGAAACCAUUCUUAAUCAGCGUGCCCAUCCAAUGUAGCAUUGUUCCCCAAGUACGUUUUGAUUUUUGUCUAGUCCAGUAUUUAGGGAUAUCCCAAGUGGUAUCAAUUAUUGUUCCAGCACUCGCAAGACACUUCUCCCCACCAUUCGAAAGUGUUCCCUGAUUCAGCUAAUUUCCCUCUGCCCCUUCCCCCAUUUGUGUCCCGUUACUCCUUCCAAAAACACCUUAAACUAUUCCUCCACCUUGAUGUUUCUAUCUCUCCAUUACUCAUAGACCAUUAUCACACCCGCCUUCCCCAAGUGCUAUUCAUCUAGCCACGCUAGCUACUCUUAUUUUUUCCCGUGCAUACCAGUCACUUCAGCCCCAGAAUCCUUUCUCUGCUCUUCUCUAACUUCUGGCCUACUUGCAGACCAUCUUUCUGGCCUCGCAGUGCCCAGAACUGAAUGUAGUCUCCGGCAGGCAGCCUUACCAGAGCCUGCUGGCAGAGGCACUAAGAUCUCCCUGGUCAGGGGCAUUCUGAACAUAGGCUACCUUCUGCCUCCAUAUCACACUGCAAGUUCCUGCUGUCCACUAGCAGCCCCGUGUCUCUGGGCCUUACUGCUUUCUAGGGGUUCCCCUCCUGUUGUGCCUCUCCAGUGGGGUUUCCCUCUCUCCCCACAUGUUAGCUUUGCAUUUCAGCAGAUUCAAUCACCUGCCUCCUGCAAAUGCUCUCACUAUGCCUGUGCUGCAAUUAGACACCCGCGGCUGGCCCAUGCUGCCUGAUUUGGGCUCAUGGGUCUCGGGCUGUGGGGCUGUUUAAUUGCAGGGUGCUAGAGCCCAGGGUCCAGCCCAAGCCCACACUGCAGUGAAAUAGCCCUGCAGCCUGGGCCAGCUGCGGGUUUUUAAUCGCAGUGUAGACACCCCCUCACGAAGCACAGCCUGUUUUAAAUAGGGGAGUUGGAGCAGGAAGCACACGGCUGCUCCCUAAGCUGGCUGCCUUCAAUUACUUGGUUUCUGCUACCCUUGGCACUUGGAAUACACAACGGCAUGGGUGUCCUGGAGCCCUGUGACCUACAAGGGGAGGACUGAACCCAUCAGUGGCAGGUUUGUAUUGCUGGGAGUGUCUAACCAACAGGAACAUUCAAGUCACCAAAGAACAUGUCAGAUCUAUUGUGUGCGCUUUUUUAUUUGUAUACAAAAAUGAUGGAGAUCUUGUGUGCAGCAGCUGCAGCUCUUGGGCUCCUGGUUCAUGACCAGUGCUGCCCUCCAUCCUCUCAAAGCUUGGCUGUCCCUGCAUUACAACCACCGCUUGUCUCUCAGCCCCCUCUUCCCAGCACGCACGUGCGUGUGUGUACUUACACACACACACACACGUGUGCACACGGACACAGAGGAGAAAGGAGUGUUGGAAAGAGCUGGAGUAGCACCAUACAAGUGGUCCCGGUGUUGGUGCGCUUUCCCCUCGGACCACAAUCAUUCUCUUUUACGCUGAAAGGAGCAUUUAUUCUGGUGCUUUCCACCUCUCUUUACAAUUGUGUUUUUCUGGGAAAGAAAUGGAUAGGAAAUUGCAAUUUCUGACUGAAUGGUCUGUUUAAGAAUUGAGUUCAAAUACAGUAUUGACUCUGUAUAAUUUUGAGAGGCAGACGAUAUCAAGAAAACCUUCUACAUCUUGACUGCCUAGUACGGUAGUAACCUUGUUUAGGUACGGGGAAGAAAUUGGGUUGUUGCUACACCCUUAAAGCUCUGCUUGUUUUAGCUUAUGUAAUGGUAUUAAGUCUAAAACACUUCUGAAAUGACUUCCUCAUCUUCGUCUUCUGUCAGUUUCCAGGGUUGUUCUUAAUGCAAUUUGGACUAAGUAAAAGCCAUUGCUGAUUUACCUUAGGCUAGUUUUCUGUACAGAAGAGAGCCUUUCUAUUCUUCAGAAACCCUAAGAUGACAGUGACGUGAUUACUUUCUACAUGGAUCAUUCUUACAGUUUCCAUCAACUUAAGAGAGGCUUUCAAACCCAGGAACAUAAAGUUAAAUCCGUAUAUUCUGUAGCCCCCGUUAGGUGCCUGCAUUUUCAGGAAUACUGGGCACCAGAGUUUCCCAUUGACCUCCCCUGGGACUACGGCAUGCACAGCACUCGAAAAGCUUGCCACUUCUUCAGGAGUCUAACUUCCGAUUUUUGAAAAGGUUUGAAAAACAUCAGAGAAGUAAAGGGGAAUUGACAUGAGCUCUUGCAGCAGAGGUAUGCUUUCUCUGCAGAUGGUAAAACGGUCAGGUGACCGAGACUGCAGUGAGAUCUGUCCAGCACAAUAAAAUUGUAGCCUGACAUUUGUCUUGAUGCAGUGUUACAUCAGUACAUGGUAGCAUCAUCAGGUCAUGAUGAUGCGACAGCUUUGUGUAUUGAAGUGAAGCCAGGACAGCAUGUCAGGAUGCCCCAAAUUUGGGACAGUUAAAGUAGCAUCCUGCAAAUUAAAUGUAUAGGACAGAGGAAAACUGAGGCUGCUGUGCCCUGUUGGAUGAAUUCCUGGACAUCUGGCAAGUCCCACAGCAUGCGCCCAAACAACAGAAAAGCAGGCUUCUCUUGCUGUGCACAACUAUGUCUUGAUGUUGGAUUUUCCAAACUGUUCUAUUGGGGAAACAUUUUGACUGGGCCAAUCUAUCUCUGGUGUAACUUUAUUGUCUUCAGUGGAGUUACUCCAUGGAUUAAUAAUUCCCCUCAAUUUUUGUACUAGUUUCCAAGAUUUAGGAUCUUUCAUUCAAAUGUGAUGCUUUUAGAUUCUAAGCUAACUGGAAUAUCAAGAAAUGUGUAUAGCUUUGCCACAGGCCCAAGAGCCAGGCCUCAGUUUCCCCUUUUGACUCUAUAAAUCAGUCCUGACUCACUUUGCCUUCAAUAAUCCCUUAUUCAUGGGAGCUUCAUUCAUUAAUAACCAAUAACUAACUUAAAGAAAUAGUCCCAGGUCUCCAUUUCCUUCUUACCAGAAUUGCCAGUGUCUUCUUGCCUCUUCUCAUCAGAAAACUGCCAGCAGCCCCCCGGCCUUCCCAGACUCAGCUGCUUCACCUCGUCCAUGCUGGGCCUCAGUCUCUACUUGCUCCCUCUAUGGGGUAUGUGUCUCCUGGUCAGUGUGCUCUUCCCCUUGCUGCUCCCUUCCCAGGAGCCAGGCUCAAACUGCAGGUGCCUCUGCUCUUGAGGCAAACACCAGCUCUCUUCCUGGAGCUUCCUGACAGGAGCUCCCCUUCUCACUGUCAAUCUAAGCGCUCAUUCAGGGCUUAUUCCCAGAGAGGCCUAGUCCUCCUCUUGUGGGUUCCUCCAGGCUGCAUCAGCUGCAGGGCUUCUCUAGAGAGCAUCUCCCCUCCCUGGGUGACUUCCUGUUAUACAGUGGUAGUCUCCUCCUAACACAGCUGCUCCAUUUCUAAUCCGUUAAAGGGGCCCCACCUGGAUCACCUCAGGCUCCCAGGUGUUCCCCACAGAGUCGUCAUGGGCCAGCUAGGCCCUGAUACUCCCUGAAGAGCCUCUGGCCCCAUGACAAGCUUCUAAUGUGACCCCUAUGAGAUGGGGAGGGAGGAUUUUUAUAUCCCAAGCAGGCUGCUCUGUGCCUAGCACAUUCUGCUGCAUCAAUACUGUCUUGCUGCCACCAUCUUCUGACUAGACAGGACAUCCUCCAGGCAUUGUUGGCUCUCCUCCUUGAUCGAGAGAUACUGCUCUGUCCACUUUCAGCUGUCGCUGGCCUGGUGGAAGCUCUCCUGUGGAGCAGAUGGAGUUACAUGGGAUUAAAUUCUUCCCCAGUGUGUCUGUAAUGCCACCUAAGUUCCCACUGAAGGCCUCUUUGGAGUGGGCUUAGUCCUCUCUCUGCUGUGGCACUGGCAUGCUACCCUGGGAGUGGGAGCCUUUCACCAUUGACUGGCUUCACGAAGAGGCUUUCUGUGAUAUGGGGCCUCAUGAGGAACGUUGCACUAAAGGGGGCAUGUCUGGGGUUCAUUUUGGGGCAAAGCGCGUGUGACAAGCCCCAGGGAGGGAGCAGGUGGGAAAGUGUUUGCCUGAGCUGAAUGACUGACUGCAUUUUGUCAUUAAUUAGCCUAUUGCAUUUAUUUUAGUUCAACACCAUGAUGCCAUAAGUCAGGAUUUCCCCAGUGCUCACCUGCUGAUGCUUACUGUGUUGGCACCUUAACGGCAGGGUCUCCAGGCCUGCUGACGCCAAAGACGUGUUAAUUGAAAAAUAUACGCGUGUUCUGAAUGAGUUCUUAAAUUGAUCAGACAGCUUUGUGUCCCCCGUUUGGCUAGUAACUAGCCGGCAGGCCCAUGGCAGGGUGGAACAAUACGGCAGCCCACAUGUAAAGUCACCAAUUUCUAUGUGUGACUCUGAAUGUCUGAGAUCAACUGGGCAAAACACAAAUUCACAUCCUUGCAACCUAAAGAAGUAAGAUGCCAGAAGGUGCGUGAACUUGGAGGUUGAAAUUAAACGUUGUGGUUUCUUUUCAGGUUAACAAGUUCGCCUUUUGCCUGUCUUCUGGUUAAAUUGGCAUCAUUGUGCGUUUCAGCUCUGUGUAACCCAAUCUUUCCUAUGCCGUGGGGAGCGAGGCAUUGUAGCUUCUUGGUUAGUGUUGUGUUGGAGAGCACUGCUGUUAAAGGGGACACAGUUGAUCUUACUCAAUGGGUAGGUGCAAGGCGGUGGUGUGGGAAACCCAUGGUAAUAACAUGCUUUUAACCUUUCCACUGGAUGCAGGCCUCUUGUGGAUGCCUGUUAAAUAUUCCUGCAGGAUUUGUGCAUUGCAGGAUUUGUGCAGUACAGAUUUUUUUUUUUAACAGCACAAAACAUUGGUCCAAUGCUAAAUCCAUCAAUUCUUCAGAAACGGGGGAUGUGAGAGCAUUUAUCCAGAGUCUUUAUGUAGUUUGAGUUCUUAGUGCCUUUUUAUAUAUUCACUGUUUGGAAAGAAAUGAAGUUUAACAGUCAUUGAAGAUUUGUGAAAAUAAAAUCAUAUUUUUGAAACAAUUGUAUAAUGAAAUCUAUAAAAGACAGAUCAGCUGCAGUAUUUUUUAUACUUUAUUCAUUGGGAGACGUGACUUAAUUCUGGUAUUAACUGUGUUAAUUGUAGUUUUCAGUUUAGCCAGUGAGUGAGCAAUGGGUGCUUCGUCCCAGACAGGCCCAGAGUGAUUCUUAAGCACAUCAGAUCCUUGGUCUACCAGUAAAAGACACGUCUCUUUCCCUUUUCAUUCAAAGAUUUUUGGUUGGACUAUGAAGCCAACCAAGCUACCAAAGAUCCAGUUGAGUUUCGUACAUUAAAACGGGGACUUUGCAUGUUUGAAGUAUGUUUUUACCUUGUGAUGAUCUUUGCCUUGGUUUCAUCCCAACAUCAUUUUUAUGCUGGUGUUUUUGUAUGUAUGCUUUUAUGUAUGGAGUAUUUGUUACAGGUAAAUAUAAUUCUGCACCUGAUGCUUA
Messenger RNA from Mauremys reevesii (Reeves's turtle), 9559 nucleotides. RefSeq names its product CCM2 scaffold protein (gene CCM2). NCBI's taxonomy places the organism in Eukaryota, Metazoa, Chordata, Testudines, Geoemydidae. Gene Ontology annotation, biological process: heart development; vasculogenesis. The record is from RefSeq and is a predicted model, not a curated record. The coding region runs from base 217 to 1578 and encodes 453 amino acids. The transcript is spliced from 10 exons.